Talaromyces amestolkiae is the source of this 1716-nucleotide messenger RNA. RefSeq lists its product as uncharacterized. Gene Ontology annotation, molecular function: xanthine transmembrane transporter activity. Gene Ontology annotation, cellular component: membrane; fungal-type vacuole. The record is from RefSeq and is a predicted model, not a curated record. The transcript has 4 exons. Gene Ontology annotation, biological process: xanthine transport; transmembrane transport. NCBI's taxonomy places the organism in Eukaryota, Fungi, Ascomycota, Eurotiomycetes, Eurotiales, Trichocomaceae. Bases 1 to 1716 code for a protein of 571 amino acids.
AUGGAGACAAAGCAAGAAGUAGCAGACACCCAAACCUCCUUUUCCAUGACGGAGCCCGCCUCGUCUUCUUCUUCGCGAUGGGCAUAUCUGAAGCAUUACUUUACCAGUCGCGAUGGCUGGAUUGGUGAUUACGACUACAUGUACCUCAUAACCCCCAACAUCUGGCCCCUCAACAAAAAAUACAAGGACUUCUCAACGCCCUUCUACGGGCUCAACGACCACGUCCCGAUCUUGCUUACUAUCAUUCUGGGCCUCCAACAUGCUCUGACGCUGGUUGGCUCCGUAGUCUCGCCGCCGCUGGCCAUCGCCGGCGGUGCGUUCUAUCUCAAUUCGGCCCAGACGCAGUAUUUGGUUUCGGCGGCAUUUAUUACUACUGGUAUCGCGACGGCACUGCAAGUCACGCGCGUACACAUCACGAAGACGCCGUUCUUUAUCGGGACAGGGUUGUUGUCUGUCGUUGGGCCGACGUUUGAUAUUCUCAAUAUCGCGUUUAAUUAUACCGACAUGCGUUACACAAACGGGACAUGUCCUGUCGACGAAACUGGCGCAAAACUGCCCUGCCCAGAAGCAUGGGGCGCCAUGCUGGGCACGAUGUUGUGUACCGUCUGGGUGCAGAUAUUGAUGUCUCUCGUCCCGCCCAAGAUCCUCAAUCGGAUCUUCCCCAAGAUUGUGACGGGUAGUUUGUUGGUGCUGGUGGGUGUGUAUCUGAUCGGAAACGGGAUGGAGAAUUGGGGUGGAAGUUCGAAUUGCAAUGGCGGGACAGGGUAUUAUGCUUUGUGUCCGGAUACGGCUGCUCCCAAGCCGCUGCCUUGGGGCGACCCCAAAUUGAUCGGACUCGGCUUCAGCGUCUUCGUCACCAUCAUCCUCGUCGAAAUUUUUGGAUCUCCGCUCAUGCGCUCUGCAUCCGUCAUCUUCGGUCUGGCUGUCGGCUGCAUCAUCUCCGGCGCAGCUGGGUACUGGUCCCGAGCCGAAAUCGAUGCUGCCCCUGUCGGCACCUUUUUAUGGGUUCACACAUUCAAACUCUCUGUUGACAGAGCGCUCGUCUUACCGCUGAUGAUCAUGUUUGUCUGCGAAGCCGUGAGUUGUAUGCCCGAUAUCCUGGCGACUGCCGAGCUUUCCGGAGUCGACAUCGACGGCACGGAAUUCAACAGUCGUAUCCAAGGCGGGAUCAUGUGUGAUGGCAUUGGUAGUCUGAUUAGUGCCCUGGGCACUGGACUGCCUAUGGUCAGUCAGGCUGGUAACAACGGUGUAAUCUCAUUGACAGGAUGCGCAAGCCGCCGCGCUGGCUGGUGUGCCUCCGCCUUCCUCGUCCUGAUGGGCAUAUUCGGCAAAUUCGGCGCCGUCUUUGGUUCCAUGCCCCCCUCAGUUCUCGGCGGUAUGCAAGUGUUCUUAUAUAGCACAAUCGCAAUCGCUGGAAUUCGUGUCUUGAGUCUCGUUGAGUUCACCCGACGAAAUAGAUUCAUCUUGACUGCGGCUUUGGGAAUCGGCUUUAUUGACAUUGUCUCACCGAGCUGGUUUGCAAAGAUUCUGGACUAUAGCGGACCAAACGUCAAUUUGCAGGGAUUUGAGCAAGGGUUGAAUCUUAUUGUUGAGACUCCAUUCAUUAUUGCGGCUGUCAUUGGGGUCUUGCUGAAUUUGGUGAUUCCGGAAGACAAGGGAGCAAAGAGUACUAUGCUCCCAUGGCAGAGACAGUCUGAAUUGUCCGAGUCGAUGUAG